This is a messenger RNA of Paramisgurnus dabryanus, 3796 nucleotides long. It is a transcript of the gene nherf2, whose product is annotated as NHERF family PDZ scaffold protein 2. The record is from RefSeq and is a predicted model, not a curated record. NCBI's taxonomy places the organism in Eukaryota, Metazoa, Chordata, Actinopteri, Cypriniformes, Cobitidae. Gene Ontology annotation, biological process: protein localization to plasma membrane. Gene Ontology annotation, cellular component: apical plasma membrane. Gene Ontology annotation, molecular function: protein-membrane adaptor activity; signaling receptor binding.
CUUCUGAUCUCUCUUAAUGCGUUAAAUGCUCAGACAGUGUUAAAGUAUAGUUAAUAUCGGAUGCUGCCAUCUAUUUUUAACCGAAUUUGCGAUUAUUGAUAACAUUUCAGAUGAAUAUUAUGCAUUAUAUGUGAGGAAAGUGACUGUCGGACAGAGGCUGGACUAAAGGAAGGGUCAAACUCUCGGGACUGUUUGUGGGAUUGACAUUCAGUCUUGUGGUCGACGACGUAGAGGAGUGGAGAUAUUUUUUACAACACAAAGGAUUAAAUCCAAUAAACGCAGGAUAAAGGUUUAAAGAUUUGUGGGAUUGGAAGCGGUUAUCUCGCAGACGCAGCAUGUGGAAUAAAUGCACGAGGAAAUGCCAAAAUAUUAUACGCCAACCUAAGCAAAAAUAUUGAUGUGAAUGGAAAUGGCGAACACUCUGGAGAGGGAGAUUUUGGAGCGGGAGCUCCGUCCACGUUUGUGUUAUUUAACUAAAGGAGAUCGCGGAUAUGGGUUUCAUCUUCACGGGGAGCGCAGCCAAGGAGCGCAAUACAUCCGCAAGAUCGAGCCCGGCUCCCCCGCGGAUCUGUCCGGUCUCAAAUCGGGCGAUCGGGUGGUGGAGGUGAAUGGAGAGAACGUGGAAGGAGAAACCCAUCAGCAGGUUGUCCAGCGGAUCUUGGAAGUGGACCACCGCACCAGGUUGCUGGUAGUAGACCGGGUCACAGAUGAGUUCCUCAAGUUUCACGGUCUCCCGUGUACGGAAGACAGGGCGAUCGAGAUGGGGUCUCUCUCCUCGCGAUCCUCAGCGGCAUCCUCUCCCCGCGCCUCCCCUCGAGACUGCGCCACACCUACAUACAGCAGGCAGAGCUCAGAGGGGAUUUUAAUAAAUAAGAGUCCCAGUGCCCCUGGAGGAGUGUUGAAUGGCUCUCCGCUGUACAGAGCUCAUGCUCGCCUGACAUCAUCUUCGUACCUGUUGCCCUCCUCCCCUUCUGAACCCAAGACUGCAUCCUUUGAACCCAGCACUGAACCACAAACUGAACCUGACACUGAAGACAACGUUACAGACAGUGCCGAAACCAGCACCGACUUCAGCUAUGACCACACUCAAACAAAAACAACAACACAGGAUGAGAUACUAUCAGAGAGGGACGUGGUAACCAAGGACCUCCGUCCACGCUUGUAUCACAUGACCCUGAGCGAGCACGGCUACGGCUUCAACCUGCACUGCCAAAAAUCUCGUGCGGGCCAGUACAUCCGCUCCGUGGACCCUGGCUCCCCAGCGGAGCGUGUGGGAUUGAAGCCAAAAGAUCGUCUUAUCGAGGUGAAUAACAGAAGUAUAAAGGGACUGCGUCAUGCUGAAGUCGUGGCAUUGAUCAAAGCGGGUGGUAGAGAAACCCGUUUGUUGGUGGUCGACCCUGACACAGAUGAGCUCUUCAAAAACCUGGGAAUCACCCCAACGUCUACUCAUCUCAAAGAAGACUGUGUGGAUGGGCCAAUAAUACAGAGUACAGAGCCGAAGCAUUCAAACACAGUGAACACCGUUUCUGCUUCACCUGCCACAGACGUCUCCAGGAUCUCUCCACCCAUCAUAAACAUAACACUGACAGAUCCACCGAUCAACGGCUCUCCACGGCACAAGAGUUACGGAAGCUCCUCCUCCCAUUCCACGUUAUCAGAAAUUAGUGCUGAACUGACCAGUUUUGAAACCAGCAACAAGGUCACCGACUCUGACCAUUACUCCAGCGAUGAGAUCCGUUACGUUCAUCGAGAUGGAAAAUCUAAGCAGCAUCCAGCAGACUCGUUCAGGGAGAACGGUCUGCAUCUAAGCCUGACUGCAGCGGAGGCGAGACAAAAAGCCCUGGCCAAACGGGCCAAUAAGAGAGCGCCCCCUAUGGACUGGAGCAAGAAACAAGAAAUCUUCAGCAACUUCUGAAUGUGGAGAACACAUCUACAAUUUUCACUUCUGCAAAAACUGAACGAAAGAAAUAAAAAUUAGAGCAAAUUAUAAGGUCUUUAUUUUAUAUCUUUUAUCAGUAUGUGUGUUCCCUAAACCCAGGAACUUGGCCAGCUAUCAGCGAUCUCUGCCAGCUAGAGCUACAGGUUCUUAAGAUUCACGUCUUUUCAAGACCUUCAGAAACACUAAGAGAAACUAAAAUCUGUUUGCUCAGAAGAUUUCUGCUUUUAGUCACAGCCACCGUAAAUGGGUAAAGGACAUUCUCCAAUGGGAUAUGGUCAAAAAAUGGAAGAGAGAUUGGAAAUGUGGUCUGGAAAGUUUUGGGUUUGGAUUCAGAUCGAAUGUUAUGCUAUGUACCGAAAGAAAUGCUUCUGACAAAAACUCAACAGGCCCUUCCCAGACAGCAGACGGCUCCGGGCCAGAUCCGUACAGAAGUCAGCAGUCUGGAAUGUAUGUUUAAUUGAAUACAACUGUUUAAUUUGCCAUUUUGUUGCUAGUAAGUUUUCUAGUCACCUCAAUGAAACUAUAAGUUGACUAAUGACAUUCUGUAGAGUGACACAAAAAUGUCAAAGUAGGUGAGCAAGAGAAAGAGAGGAAAAACUACUACAUAGUCUCAAUAGCUAGUGCUUGAUCGAUUCGUGGGUUUAAGCACGAAUGAACUGCUGUUGCUUUGGGGUGAUACGGUUUAGUGGUUAAAGAUCUGACCUGGAUAAACAGCUGCUGGUUCAAACCGCAAGCACCAGUGUUGAUCUGAAUGAUUAACCUCAAGUAAGGUCAAGAAGGUAUUCGCUGUACUAAAUGUGUUCGGUAAGUUGGGCUGGAUAAGAAAAGGACCCAGUUGAUAAACAAUAAUAUCAACAGUGCAGAAGAUCACUGAAUGACAUGAGAUGCAGAUAUUUUCUGGCAGUAAAUACCUGUUAUCAGGGGAAGAUUUUAAUAUUUUAAAUAAUUGCAUAGCAUAAUAAUUCACAACAUUAUGUUUAUCCUAGUACAUGCAAUAUUUGUUACUUUAAACGCAGCCCAUAUUUUCUGUGAGAGGGACUCUCAUCAAAUAAUGUCAGUAUAUAUCCUGUGUUGUGUAAUUGAGUUUAUUUUAUUCAAUUCACUGCACCUACAUCAUGCACUUUCUCACUAAAAAUCUAUAUUUAUUAGUUUGUUUUAUGUGUAUUUUCUCUUAAAUACUGUUUUCACAUAAUAACCAUUUUUAUACUAUACAUAAUAUUUAUAGACAUGACAAUUAUUUCUUUUUAGAUUAAUAUUAACAUGGUGUAUUACAUAAUCUCAGUGUAAAUCUCAUCUUCAGGUGGAUUUUCAGUAAAACAGAUAAACUAGUUUUAUCAGAAUAUAUACAGGAAUUCAGCUGAAUGCAUGACAACUAUAAUAUGUUGUUCAGAAAAUGUUAAAUAAUACCAUAAUGUAAAAGUAUAAAGUCCCUUGCCAUGUUUCUUUGUUGUUUUAGCAAAGUUUUAAUAACUAUUGAUAUUUAUUUUUCACUAUCUUUAUUAAAAUACUGAAAAUACUAGAAAUAUGUAUACAAAAUGUAAAAAUAAAAACUUAACACAUCUUAAACUCUUUUGAGGAGACUUAAGUCACUAGAUUUGAAAUAAGGAUUUUAUUUUAAUUUAGAUUUAAGAGAGCCUUGCAGAUUUCUGCUAUAGUGUAAGUGUUAUUUUAUUGUGUUUUUAAUACUAAAUAAAAAUGUCCUGUAUUUUCUGAUUGUAUUUCUAAUAAAAAUCAUUAUAUAUGGUCAUCAAGAAUUCGGAUGGUUACAUGGUAAAAUGAGACCUCUGCAGAGUACUGUAUAUAAUUUUUUCUUGCCACCCUCAUGUUGAGUAUGUCAGUUAAACAUUACAAACACGU